Molecule: messenger RNA, 4406 nt
Organism: Magallana angulata
Lineage: Eukaryota; Metazoa; Mollusca; Bivalvia; Ostreida; Ostreidae
Product: next to BRCA1 gene 1 protein-like
Exons: 20
Coding region: 130-3363 (1077 amino acids)
Biological process (GO): macroautophagy
Cellular component (GO): phagophore assembly site
Molecular function (GO): zinc ion binding; ubiquitin binding
Source: RefSeq, a predicted model, not a curated record
UUGGUAAUCAGAAGGUUCAUGUGUCAACAAAGUAAUGGCUAUUUUCAGCUGGUGGAAAAUUAUCACGCAAUUUCGUCCAUAAUCUAAGAUUUCUUAGACAAUAUUUACAGUGUUAAUUCUAACGUGACGAUGGCAGGUAUAGUCGUGAUAAACAUAAGUCUAGAAGGGGACAACGAGGUGUCGGAAAUAUAUAAACUACAUCGCCAGACCCGAUGGGUUGAUUUGGAGGCUAUGUUGAAGGCUCAGUUUGACUGUGAGAAUAUGGAGGUGUACUAUGUGGAUUCCGAGGGAGAUUAUAUUUCAUUGAGCAGUCAAGAAGAAUUAGUGGAGGCUUUCAAAGUAGCAGACCAAUGCCACAACACCUUAUACAUGCGAGUCAGAAACUUUGGAUCCUCUCCACCAAAACCUGAUGAGGAGGAAGCCACUAAGACUGAAAAUACAGAGCUGAAGCUGGCCACCAUUAUCCCAGAGACCCACAAGAAACUGGACAAUGAAGAAGCAGAGAACCCUGUCCCUCAGGUCAAUCCAGAACAGAGGGGUGCAAGUGGCCAAGAGAGAGCAUAUCCUAGACAGGAGAAGAGAGAGAAACCUGAUGAUUUGGACAGUCAGUCAGAAGCUCUGCCACUCUAUCCUGUAAAAAAAUCAAAGAAGAGGCACCUGAGGGACCUGGACAGGAAGAAGAGUGGUUAUCACCGACAGAGGGAGGAUCUACAGGGCGAGGUCAAGUCGGAGGAGGCCAUACCCUACCCAGCCUUCAUCAAGUACAUGAGGGAGCUAAAAAAGGAGUUGCAUUCAGAGAUAGUAAAGGAUGUGACCAGAAAGACGGUGAAGCAUGUGUUAAGAGGACUGGAUGGAGCUGUUCUACAGAGCUACAAGGGGGGAGAGGCAAUAGAUACACAGCCCAAAGGGGUCAGUGCUACCCCAGCUGAGGAGACAGAGAGGAAUGCUGAGAGCAGCAGCCAUCAUCCGAUAUACUAUCACUGUGGAGUUUUGUGUGAUAACUGUAACAAAGUGAUUGUUGGAGCCAGAUACAAGUGUUGUAACUGUGUGGACUACGACUUGUGUGAGGAGUGCGAGAACAUCAAUGGAAUCCACGACCACACCCACGUCUUUAUCAAACUCCGCAGACCAAUCAAAUUCAGACAGAGGGGCCCACUAAUGAAGCAGAUUCUGUAUAAACCUUAUCGACUGCCGACUUCCCCGGAAGAAAGCACGGACAGUCAAGAUAAGGAAGAUGGUGAGGAGACUGCAGCUGCUGCUCCAAUGGUUCUGGAUGAGGGAAAGAAGGGCAAAAUACUGGCCAGGAUUGAGAAAUUGCAAGCAAAAGCUGCCGCAAAGCAAGAAAAAAUUAAACAAAAGCAAGAGAAGGCAAUAGAAAAGUUGAAAAUGAAAUUGGAUGUUGUGAAGGAUAUGAAGGCUCAUUUUAUGGGAGAUCUAACCAUUCCUGAUGGAACAAAAGUACAGCCAGGGACCAAGUUUGUCAAGACCUGGAAAAUCAAGAACUCUGGGAACAUCUCCUGGAGAGAAAGCACCAAGCUUCACAACAUCUCUGGAAACCUGCCUACAUCUUUCAAUGAUGUCGAUGUCCCCCUCUUGGCCCCAGGGGAAAUUGCCGACAUUUCCGUCACAUUUUACGCUCCCGAGAAACCAGGAAAAUAUCAGAGCCACUGGAAGAUGAUGGAUUCUGGUCAUCAGUUUGGACACAGAGUCUGGUGCCUUGUCCAUGUGGAACCUAAACUGGUUCUCGAACCAAGCAAGUCUGAGGAUACACUCAAAAUAGUGAAUGAAGAAUCAAAGGAAGACAAACAGGAAGUAGCAACUUUGACAGAUCAACUGGAGGAAGAUACUGAGGAAGUAAAGGAGACAAAUGAUACAGAGUUUGUGAUUGAGAAAAGCCCAAUUCAGUUUGAGAAGAAAUCAGAGGAACCGACACCCGAGCGCAUCAGCAAUGAGACUGUCCAGAAACUGGAGCAAGAACUGAGCAGUGCCGCUGCUGCUAUGGCCCAGUUACAGUUGGAGGGUCAGUCAAAGCCCACUGUGUCUGGAGAGACAGGCCAGGAUCUCAUGUCUUUUGAGAUGCUGGACAUGUCGCCCCGAGGAUCCAACAAGAUGUCCCAGACAGCCACUCCGAACAACACACCACUAGUUGUAUCUCCUCCCAAGUCUCCUCUGCCAGAAGAGGGCAGUUUGUCCCGUACCAGUAGUGUGGAACUUUUGAACCCUGAACACUACGAAGAGAAAACUGAGGUCAUUGAUAAUGAGUUUGUGGAAAAUUACUUGAGCAGUUUGCCCAUCCCUCCUCCAGAGGUUCACUACUCUUCUGAGGAGUACGAGAGUCUGAGUGAAGAUGAUGAUUUCCUGAUCGUCCCAAUGCCAGCCUGUUUCGACUUCAGCAAGCCCGUCAUCAAACCCCAGGUGUCUGAGAGUUCUUCGGACAACGAAACAACGGACAACAAUCAUAACUUGCUGGAUGACAACCACAACACCAUUGUUACCAAUCCUCCGCCUAGCGUGGACGACUUAUUGACCACCACUAACUCCGUGUCCACACCCCCCUUGGAUCCGCUCGUCUCCCCCCAGAUUCCCCCUCCAGUUCCAGCUUUUUCCAUGAAGUUUGAGAUCCCAGUGAACUGUGGUCCUGUUACACCCGCCCACGGAGAACUGAGAGAGGAAACAGAGACCCAAAGAGAUAUUGGGGCAUCAGGUAAUCUUGAUGUUCCUUCAACAAACACUGAAACUGGUGAAGUCAGUGCCACAAAUACUACAGUGAUUGAACACACCAGUGCUACUAAUGCACCAUCAAUGGACCAGUCCAUGGAAACAGGGGAAGCAACUAAUACCAGGCCUAACGAGGAGGCAGAACAAUUACUGGAAACAACUGAAGUUAAAGAGGCCCUCCCACAGGGAGAUGUCUGCACUGGUGGGGCUCACCAUGGGGAGCAUGACAAUGGGGAUAAAGCCGCUGGAUAUGAAGUGCCAGUGGCUGGAGAGAUGGUGAACCAGAUGGUGUCUACUGCGGUUAAGGCGGCUGAGCGGGCGGCUUCCAAUGCCUACACAACCUGUAAAGAAGUCUUCUACACCUGGCAGGCAAGGACCUACCAGAAUGCUACUCCCCAGGAUAAGGAUGAGUUCAAACCGCCGAGGUCAACCUGGAAACCUAAAGGUGACAAAUGGAAACCAAAAGAGGAGAAGUGGGAGCCCAAGUCCAUGGACUCUGGACCAAUGAAGAAACUCAUUGAGAUGGGCUUCUGUAACCGCAAGAAGAACCAGGAGCUCCUCACCAAACACAACUCAGACCUGGAUCGAGUUCUAGCCGAGCUUCUGAGAGAGGGGGAAAAUGAUUGGAUGAACAACCGGCACUAAGCUGUCCCUGUUGUGUUGAAUGAACAAUUAAAGAAAGUUUCAGUGUCUGUAAAUAUAGCUUGAACAGCUGGUCUUGUUUUUUUUUCAUUGUGUAUAUUGUUGCAUUUUUGUUUCAAUUGUAAUAUUAUUAUAUGAUAAAUUGUGUUUAUGAGCCUAGAUUCAGAAUAUUUAGACUUACUUGGAAUAAUUUUUUGGCAUAUUAUUGUCAUUUAAAAAAGCAGAAUGUUAUUUUUAAAGAGCUCAUUUCCUGAUAUUGUUAUUUCCUUCAACUGUAUGUGUAUUUUCCCUCCACAUUGUGAACACUCCCUGCCUCCUCAGUAAUUUAUCAUCAAUGUUUUCUUGUGAUUUGCAAAUAGGCCUAUUAAAAUAGGUAGGUUAUCCCAAUGAUUGUUUAUGAUCAUAUUUGUCUCUAAUUAGAGUGACAAUUCUAGAUGUCUACGUUUCCCCUCUCCAUUUCAUGUGCUAAGACUCACUCCCAUCUGGUGGAAGACUUGUAUCAUAACAUGUAAGUCAGGAGUGUGCCAUUUCUGAGAGACUUUUUUUCUGUGAUAUGAUGUAGUUUAUUCACAAUUAAUAUGCAUGUUCUUUGUUAUGUAUUAUGAAUUUUCCUCUUUUUGACAAAAUAGUCAAUGAUAUUUUGUGUCUAUAUAUACAUGUACAUAACAAGAGAUGAAAUUUUAUGUUUUCGUUUCCCUUUAAAGAUUAAUUUUUUAUUGUAAAGAAAUUUUCAUAACGAGGAAUGGUUUUUUCAAACAACUCUGUUUAAGAUAUAAAUUAGUGAAGAUGUUGAUACUUGGGUAAGCAAACUAAUAUGCAGGAUUUUGAUACAUUGUAUAGGCAAGGGUUUGGAUGUACUUUGAUCAGACAGUUGUCUGAUGAAUGUUUGAAUUGCUUCUAUUAUAGAAAUAGAGGAGAUGGGGAUGUUUCAAGGGUUGUUAUCGUUAAAAGUUGAAUUGGCUGCCAGUGAAUCAAUGCUCUUAUUUGAAUGACUAUUGUCUGUGAUUGCUUUUAUUCUGUGCCCAGAAAUAAAUAAAAUCACCAUU